This is a messenger RNA of Rhincodon typus (whale shark), 734 nucleotides long. Its product is annotated as something about silencing protein 10-like. Lineage: Eukaryota; Metazoa; Chordata; Chondrichthyes; Orectolobiformes; Rhincodontidae. Gene Ontology annotation, biological process: maturation of SSU-rRNA from tricistronic rRNA transcript (SSU-rRNA, 5.8S rRNA, LSU-rRNA). The coding region runs from base 287 to 598 and encodes 103 amino acids. The record is from RefSeq and is a predicted model, not a curated record. The transcript is spliced from 5 exons. Gene Ontology annotation, cellular component: small-subunit processome; nucleolus.
CCUGCGUUUGACAACUGGCUUGUCAUUGCAGCUGAUCAAUGAUCUAGUUGGAUUGGAUGAGAAGCUGUCGUCUGAAAUCCAGCAGCUUUUGAGCCAGAAUAGUCUGGAUGCUGGGUCAAUCACGGAAAAAGAUAAACUAAUCUCUGAGGUUAAAAAAGUUCCAAUUCGAUUGAGCAAGCAGUCUAAAGCUGGACAAAGAACAGAAGAAAAGGUCACUGAUCACACAAUUUCUGGGGACUCCGAGUCAGAUACAGAUGAAGAAGCAGCGUUCCAAUAUUAUAAAGAUAUGGAGGAGAGGCUGACUCAAAAGAGAAAGAGAGCUCAACAUGACAGCAAUGAGGACAGUCCUGUGGUAAAGGAAGUACUUGGUCCAGAUGGAAAGAGAAAGAUCACAUACCAGAUUGCUAAGAAUAAAGGUCUCACACCCAAAAGGAAGAAGAUUGACCGUAAUCCCCGAGUCAAACACCGAGAGAAAUUCAGACGUGCUAAAAUACGAAGGAAAGGCCAGGUACGUGAAGUCCGUACAGAAGUGCAUCGAUAUGGUGGUGAGCUGUCUGGUAUCCGUGUCGGUGUUAAGAAGAGCACCAAGCUUCAGUAACUUUGUUGCUUCCUGCAAACAUCUGCAAAUUGAAAGUCAGGGAAACGGCUGCUCUGUCUCUUUGUAAUGUAUUUAUAGAGUUUAAUAAAUUGUGUAUUUUUACUGUGCUUAUGUAUUAGUAAAGCACAUUUACUGA